AUGGCCGAGCUAGUGGGGCUUCUCGCCAGUAUCGGUGGCCUUAUCCAGCUUGCGGGACAAAUCACUAAACUCAGUUACAGCUACGUAUCAGAUAUCAAAUCUGCUCCAAAAACACAAAAGCUGUAUCUCCAAGAGGUGUCAGCGCUCACAGAUGUGCUUUUUCGGGUAGAAAAGGCUAUCCGAGAGACAGAAACGACCGGUUUAGAACUGCCCUCCUGCCCAUCUUCGCUCAAUGAAGAAGCUCUUCAAGAGUGUCGGCGCCAAUUGUCGGUCCUUCAUCUCGAUCUCGACAAGCGACUUCGCCGCCUCGUAUGGCCGUUUCAGGAAAAAGAGGUCAAAAAGUAUAUUGCCCUUUUGCAUCGCUAUCGAUCGCUCUUUGCCGAUUUUCUUUCAACAAAUAUGAUGUCUGUUUCCACUGCUACGUACAAAAAGGUUGCAACAAUCGACCAGGAGCAAAUUAGGCAGUAUCUUUACUCGCUUUUCCCGGUAUCAGAUAAUCUUCUACGCUCUAGGCCAAAAGCUUGUCCUGGAACUGGGAAAUGGUUUUUGGACUCACAAAAUGUGGAGAGCUGGCGUACCGGAGCCCCAUCACUGCUCUGGUGCUACGGAGCCCCUGGUGUUGGCAAAACGUUACUUUCAUCAAUCACCAUUGACCACCUAUGGGAUAAGAAAAUAGAUACUACAAGCUUCGUGGUAUAUGUAUUUUGUCAGUUCUCAUCCCGGGAGCAACAAAGCCUCACAGCAAUUUUGCAAUGCAUGAUCCGACAGGUAAUCGAGCAAGCAGAUGAAAAGGUGCUUCUCACAAUGAAACAUCUCUUCGCGGACCCAAUGAAGCAGCGUGAGGUUGCAGGACUCGCUGAAGCAUUUGCAACAGCAUGUGAGCUAAAGUCGACCUACCUUCUAGUUGACGGACUAGAUGAAGUGGUUGGAGCAGAUGGCUUGCUCCCUUAUCUAUCUUCCUUUAUCGGAAGUGGGUGCAAAGUAAUGGUCACGAGCCGAGACCUCAGCCAUAUCAGGAAGGCAAUGGAUCUUGCAACCAAGAUGGAGAUAUGUUCGCAAUCGGAAGAUUUAGAGAUCUACAUCGACUCCCGUUUUCAAACGAACGAGCUUCCUCCGGGGGCACAAAAGUUGAUCGCAAAAAUCACGGAAAAGUCGGGGAAUAUGUUUUUACAUACCAAGCUGAUUCUGGAUGAGAUCUUAGAUCUCACUACCGUUCGCCAGAUGCAAAAGGCUCUGGAAAAACAGUCGACGGGGUUGGAUCAAGUGUACCAAUCAACACUACAUCGAAUCGAUAUGCAACCAAGGGCAAGAAGGGAACUUGCUCGGCGAUUCAUCGGAUGGGUUGUCUUUGCGAAGAGACGUCUCAAAGUCGAUGAAGUGAUUCAUGCCUUUGCCGUUGAAGAUGAUGAGGAUUGUAUUGAAGAAGAUAACUUCGUCAGCCCUGAUCUUCUUCUUAGAUCGUGUGUUGGUCUAGUGGUGUUACAUGAUGACAAGACUAUUGCAAUGGUCCAUGCGACCGCUUACGAAUUCUUCGCAUCUACGGUAUUGUUACCACAUGAGAUGGAGAUCGACAUCGCACAGACAUGUCUACGCUACCUGUGUCUAAGUCCGUUCAAGGAAGGACCCUGCACAAGUCGCCUGGAGAUGUCUCGCCGCUUCCAUGAAAUGCCGUUUCUAGAUUAUGCCUCGCGGCACUGGGCAAGUGCGGACAAAGAGCUCAAGUCACUUGUUCUCUUUUUCAUUUGCAACGAGAGGCUCCUCAAUGCCGCCGUUCAAGCAUUGCACUUCCGCAGUGAGCUCGAAGCUGAUCUCCUGGACCCCCUUUUUGAUUCAAUCCCUCAAAACCAAACGGCUUUGCAUGUCGCCGCUUAUUGGAAUCUUACCGGAAUCCUGGGGACAUUGAUCGAGUCAGGACUGAGUACAUCUCUCGCCGAUACUCAUGGCUGGACACCUCUCCACUACUGCUGUGCAAACCGUCAUUUUUCCUCAGCUGAACUUCUCGUGAGAAGUGGAGCGGACGUAAACGCCGCAGACAAUCAAGGGUGGACCCCUCUCUUCUGGGCCUCAUUCACUGGAAGUUUGGAAAUUGUUCGUCUUCUGUUAUCCGAGCAUGCAAAUUAUACACAGCGUAGCAAAUACGGCUGGACGGCAUUGCACUGGGCUAUAUCCCGCGGCGAAACCGGGGUGGUCUCGGAGCUUGUGCGGCAUCAUCAAUCGCAGUUGUUGCGUGUUAUCAAGGUUGACAUUCGGACGCUCAGCGUCGAUGACCUGAGGCGAUUCAACACACCGGAGAACACUUCACCAAUCCAAAUAGCAGCUGAGGGCAACAAUACUUCCAUAUUCGACAUACUUGUGGCUCAGUUCGAAGCACCUGAUUCUGCCGAAGAGGGAAAUUUCCAGAAGAUCUGGUCCAGAGAGAGCUUCAAAGUCCCUGUUUCUCAGAGCGCAUGGCAAAACUCGAUCAAGGCACAAAUAAACGGAACCCCAAUGCCCGGACCGGAGUCAAUUGCUGGAGAGACAUACGUAGAGCAGAACCCGUACACGUACUUUGAACAUGAAUUGAGGAAGGAAGAUCCAUCAGCAUGGAAGUCAACUCUACUUUGCUCCGCCAUCCAAGAUGCUGAUUUCCAGGCAACAAAACUAUUCCUCGAACUUGGAGCAGAUGUGAAUUACAUAUCCGAAAAUGGAUCGCUGUUGAGGGUUGCUACGCGCCAACGAGACCCACGUUUUGUACAAGUUCUGCUGGAAAAGGGUGCCAAAUGGCCACGGACUGAAAUGGAUGGACUGAACCUUGCUAUCUCCCUCGGAAACUUGGAAACGGCAAAAAUCAUUAUCGACAGUGGCCUUAUUCCGGUGAAUGAAUUAUACGGGUAUGAAGCACCUUUGCACGCAGCCGCCGGCCAGAAGGAUCCUCAAUUCGCGUUGCUUCUGCUAUCUAGGGGGGCGCAGAUUGAAAUCCCAGAUUGGUAUGACCGGACUGCCCUGGAUAUCGCUGUCGCGAACGGAUUUGUCGAGACAGCACAAGCCCUGACUGAUAGUGGUGCAGACGUCAACGAGUCAUCAUCCCGAAAGUGCCUGAUGAGAGCCGUUUUUCUUGGGGGCGAGGAUAUUCCGCCGGAAAGGAGGGCCUCUGGAAUUGAAUUGACUCACAUUCUGCUUUCAAAAGGGGCCGAUCCCAACUUCCAAGACGAAGAAGGAAGGACUGCUUUGCAUGUGGCAGCAACGAGUCGCAGUACUGUCGAUAACACUGGGCGGACUCCAAUUUAUGCCAUGAUGGAAUCCGUGGAGGAGAACUGGGAUGUGGAAGUGGUGGGGGAAACCCUUCGCCUGCUGCUCGGAGGAUUAUCCGAAGACGCCGUCAUCACAUUACUCGCCACGAAACCGGGUCAAUCCCUGAAUUCCGAGUCUUCAGGAGACGACGACGUUCACCGAGACACUCCAUUGACCUAUGUUUUGAGGCAGCAACAUUGGAGUAUAGCUCGUCUUUUGAUGGCCUUAGGAGCGCAGCCCCCCUCCGGGCCCAGAUUUCUGCCUAUUUUGAUGAAUGCAGUCCGCUCCCUUGAAUUUCAGAUUGUGGAAAGUCUUAUUGGGAAUGGGGUGUCACCAGGUGAUGACGCUGCUUUGGAAUUGGUAAGGGGCAUUGUUAACAGACUUGGGGAUGAGUCUUCCUCUCUACUUUCUUCCCCUAGAAGGAACAAUAUUACUACGGCUGAAAUAAUGCGUAUGUUUGCAAGGGCAAGACGUCAAAAGUUUCCGAAGCUUCCUCCGAAGGAGAUUGUGCAGGCCUCCCAGCAGAUUCUGGCUACCCUGGUGUCCACGAGCGCGGACCUGAACUUCUGUGAUCUAGAAGAAAAUAAGACCCCUCUACUUCUCGCAGUUGAGAAGGUUCCGAUUGCUCAGGUCACAGCCGCUCUAUUGGAGUUCGGUGCUGAUUGCUUCCAUUCUUCCGGGAAUGGGUUUGAUUCCAUUUUGACAGCUGCAGUAGUCAACAACACAGAGUCACUGCGUGUUUUAAUAGCACAUGCCUUGGCCUCGCCGAAGCCGGGGGAUUGGACCCAACAUUUGGAGUAUCAGUGCGAGCUGAGCGACAAAGAUAUCUUCAACAACAUAUGCCUAGCAUUAAAACGCACUGAUAGGCUAGACCACAAGGACUCGAAUGGUCGAACACUGUUGCACCACGCUGCAGAGAAAGGGAACCUCGAUCUGGUCCUCAGUUUGAUCUGCCAUGGUGCUCAUGCAGAUAUGCCGGAUGAAGAUGGCUGGUUCCCCAUCCAUUGUGCCGCAUUUUCAUCAUAUGCCUCAGGUAGGGACGAUGAACGGCCCCGGCAGCCUCGCCAUGAUAUAGUACAGCACCUUAUGCCGAUAAACAUGGCGAAGCAUCCUUCCCAGCAUAAUUCCGAUGCUUCCAUUCAUGCUAAAGCCUCCCUCCACGACGCAGAAAUCCGUCAGCAGACACUACACACAAAGAACAAAAAAGGAAGCACGAUGCUUUCGGGCGCUUUGGAAUACAGCGACGAGAUCAUGUUUCUGCAUCUUCUCGAUCUCGAGAAUGAUUUCAACUCUUGUGCCACAUUGUCUCCAUGGCACCCUUCACUUCUUUAUCAUGCAUCUGUUCGUGGGAUGGCAAAAGCAGUGUCUUUCUUGCUGGACAGCAACGUCGAUAUUGAAAAGUCCGACGACCGUGGAUGGCGAUCACUGCACGGUGCAGUACGCUGGGGUCAAAUCGAGAUUGCUGAGAGACUCAUUACUGCCGGAGCUAGCGUGUGUGCUUCCACAACACAGUUUCACGAGGAUUCUUUCACGUGUUCCCAUGAUGGUGGGGAAUUAUGGCAUGGUCAUCCUCUCCAUCUGGCUGUAAUGGAGGGUAACGUCGACAUGGUUGAGCUUCUUUUGAAGCAUGGUGCAGAUGUGGGUGCAAACACAGGAUGCUUCAAAAGUACCGAUGGAAGCAUACGUGGCCCGACUGCACUUCAUAUAGCAUUAUAUCCACAGAUAUGGCAUGUGGAAGACGAGGAAGACCGCCAUGAAGAAUAUUUGAAGAUUGCUAGAAUGUUGAUUGAAAAGGGGUCCUCUGUUGAAGGUGUUUUGGAUCAAUUGCAGGUGAAUGAUAUUCCAAAGUUUGAAGGGUUUGAGGAUGUCUGGGAUAAGAUUCGAGGCUAUUCACCAUAG
Molecule: messenger RNA, 5169 nt
Organism: Penicillium griseofulvum
Lineage: Eukaryota; Fungi; Ascomycota; Eurotiomycetes; Eurotiales; Aspergillaceae
Exons: 7
Coding region: 1-5169 (1722 amino acids)
Molecular function (GO): protein binding
Source: RefSeq, a predicted model, not a curated record